AAAGUGCAGCUGGCAGACAUUUACUGUGAUGACUCUCUUCAGUAAUGUUCAGAGAAAUGUUAUGUUACUGUAUCCUCCUGUCAAGAAACUGUUCUCCCUCACAGGCAUAAAAGCAACUUCCUGCUCCUCCAUUACUGCUUCCUGCUCUGUGCCCCGCCCACCUGUCACUCACCUGAGCCGCACAUUCCCCUCAGAUUUGCCUCCAGGCGAAUUCCUCAGUCAGUGUCAUGGGCAACUGGUACUCCCUCAAGUGGCAGUCCGGCCUCUCCCAGUCAGUUCCAGUUGGAAGGAGAGAUGGUCACCAAUAAGAAUAUAUUAUAAAUAGAUAUAUUUAGGGGUGUGAAAAGUAGGACCCCUUCAUAGUACAUGUGUCUGUCACUGCCCCAUACUGAGGCCAUUUAUAAGAAGAAUUAUGGACCUAUGUGGAAAUCUACUCUGGGACGCUACAAAACCGUAAAUAUUGCUGAUGUCGACAUCUUGGAAACGGUACUGAGGCAGGAGGGAAAGUACCCUGUGAGGAUUGACAUGGAGGUCUGGAAAGAACAUAGACGCCAAAGAGAUCUCUCCCUGGGCCCUUUCACAGAGGAAGGCCACAAAUGGCACACCCUCCGCUCAGUGCUUAACAAGAGGAUGCUGAAGCCAGCAGAGGCCAUGCUCUACACAGGGGUGGUUAAUGAGGUGGUGACGGACUUUUUGGUCAGACUAGAAGAGAUGCGAUCAGAAACUCCAUCUGGUGAUAUGGUGAAUGAUAUACCAAAUGCACUCUACAGAUUUGCCUUUGAAGGCAUUUCCUACAUCCUGUUUGAGACCCGGAUUGGCUGUUUGGAGAAGCAAAUACCAGUGGAGACUCAGAGGUUCAUAGAUUCUAUUGGAGCCAUGUUAAAGAACUAUAUCUUUGUGACUAUUUUACCCCCAUGGACCAACAAUUUACUCCCCUACUAUAAACGUUAUAUGGACAGCUGGGACAAUAUAUUUGCAUUUGGGAAUAAGUUGAUUAAUGAGAAGAUGAAGAAAAUUGAGGCCCGACUGGAGAGGGACGAGGAGGUGCAGGGUGAAUACCUGACCUAUCUGAUCUCCAGUGGCAAACUGACCGAUAAAGAAAUUUAUGGCAGCGUGGCCGAGCUGCUGUUAGCUGGGGUCGAUACUACAUCCAACACGCUAUCCUGGGCACUGUACCACCUGGCUAGAGAACCAGAGAUUCAAAACGCCCUGUACCAAGAGGUGAUCGGAGUGGUUCCAGGGCAGAAUAUACCCACUUCUGAGGAUAUCUCCAGCAUGCCCCUGCUACGGGCUGUAAUUAAAGAGACACUACGAUUGUAUCCUGUUGUACCAACCAAUUCCCGAGUGGCUGUGGAGAAGGCCAUCACCAUUGGAGACUAUUACUUCCCAAAAGAUACACUCAUUGCUUUACAUCAUUACCAUAUAUCACGGGAUGAGAAAAACUUCCCAGAAUCAGAUAAAUUUAUCCCUCAGCGCUGGUUCCGAGAGAGUCGGGUAAAGAACAACCCCUUCAGUUCCAUUCCCUUUGGAUAUGGGGUUAGAGCCUGCGUUGGGCGCCGUAUUGCUGAGCUGGAAAUGCACAUGUGCCUGUCCCGGAUAAUAAAGAAGUACGAGGUGAGACCGGACCCUAGUGGAGCUGAAAUAAAAUCAAUGGCAAGGAUUGUGCUGACCCCUCACAAACCCAUAAACCUUCAGUUCCUGCCGAGGACCCCCUCACCGUCGGCGUGAUUAUAGUUGCCUUGUGUAGCUGUCUCUGCUUCAAGCCUCCCCUGGCAUAAGCACCUGGGUUGGACUGGCCUGCCUGAGUACCAGAGGAUCCGCAGGCCCCAGCCUAAACCUUUUCUUAUUUCUGCCAUUGGUCUAAAUGACGCCUAUUGCCUUUAUUACUGUCUCCGUCUAACUGCUGUGAGAGCAGGUUCUCUUGUGGGCCCUGGGAUGCCUAUAGAAACACCGUAGACUGGAAUCCAUGUCAGGGUACUACUAUCCCAUCUACGUGUUGCACGCUUGCACUCAGGUUAAAAUGCUGACCAUCGCAUAAUUACACAUAGGACUUAUAAAGUAACGGCUUAUAACGUAACGACUUAGGACAUAUAACCUGGUGAUUUAUUUUCAUGAGGUGCCCCAUGUAGGUGUUUUGCCUUUGCUGGUACCACAUGAAACUCAAGUAAAUAAUGGCUGGCUACCACAUAGCUUCUAUGAGGCAUUCCUAGCACUUAGUUCUGUACAUAACCUGCUUUUAUCUAUUUGCACUGUCUACAGCACUUGUGUUCCUGAAGGAGUUACGGUCUUAUUAUUUUAAUAUUUCUUUGAUAAUAGUGUCCCUGUAAGCCCCAGACUGACUGACUUUCACUUCCAGAAAGAGAGAACAAACACACAUGUUAAUUCUGUGUUACUACCUCAAUUGUUAGAAUAUUUCUGUAAAAAUCAAUACUGACCUUCUUAUACGUGAUUCUGUAAUAAAAAAUAGUUUUAUGAAA
Xenopus tropicalis (tropical clawed frog) is the source of this 2477-nucleotide messenger RNA. It is a transcript of the gene cyp27a1.2, whose product is annotated as cytochrome P450 family 27 subfamily A member 1 gene 2. Lineage: Eukaryota; Metazoa; Chordata; Amphibia; Anura; Pipidae. Gene Ontology annotation, molecular function: iron ion binding; heme binding; monooxygenase activity. The coding region runs from base 367 to 1728 and encodes 453 amino acids. The record is from RefSeq and is a predicted model, not a curated record. The transcript is spliced from 9 exons.